UAUUUCUCGUCACUGCAUCAUAAUUCAUGGCUGAAAGAAACAUUUCUUUUUAAUGCCGCCAUCGUUUUUUGGGACCUUUAGAGUUCAUUCGUGAGUAAGAGGAGUAUAUCCAUUCUGACGGGUCUCCAGGAGGAAGUGCUCGGUGCCAGCGUCGAGCCAAGCGUGAAGUGCGUCACACCCGGCUGCAAGUGGCUCGAGAAGCGGACGUCCGAAGGCGUGCAAUGGAGACCCGAAGCUUGCGCAGACUUCUACGGACACGUGUGCAACGGCCGCGGGUCUCUCUACCACCGUGCCUCCGAGGACCUGAUGGUGGCCGUGGUGAAACACGCCCUCAAGAAUGCCACCAGGCACCAGGAAGGCGAGGACUCCGAGGCGUCCGAGCACGUCCGCAUGCUCCGGCACUGCGUCAAGGGCGACGGCGGCGCCUCUGACUUCGCUUUCGCUUGCGAUUUCAGCAAACUUGGUGGCACCUCCUCCCGCCCUUGUCCCACGGAUUAUCCACACGUUCCUCGCGCACUGUCCGAGCUGGUCUUCAAGCACGACACUGACGUCACUGUCGAAGAGUUCGUGUCUCGCGUGGAAACAACCGUUCGAGAACUCGACCUUCCCAUAACACUGGAACACAAAACGCCUAAAGGCAUAGAAGAAAGCCGUAUAGAAGAUAUCUGUAGGUGGCUAGCUGAUUCAGCGCGCUGCCAUCUCAGCGGGAAAUUCCAUGUUACCGGUGACAUCGUGACCCACUAUCAGACGCUGUGGAAUGAACUCUACUUUGCACCUCUCUUUGAAACAAACGAAGAAAGCGCGCUGUGGGAGUUGCAUGGCGGUGGAAAGAGUGCCCGCAAACGGGCCUGCACCCUCAUUCACGAGGGGCUCUUCAGGGUGCAAAGUAUCAACCUGGCCACGGCCGUGCUGGACAAGAGGAUGGGCGACGUCCAAGAUACGGCAAUGCGGGUUUUGGAUACCGUGCAGCACAUGCUGAGUCAGCGAGUGCCAUACUGGCUCUCCAGACACGAAGAAGACGAGCUUCUCCGCUACCAGGAGAAGCGGAGACCGGCAUACCUGGCCGAGCUGAAGGCAGUGGACGUGGAGCUGGCAGGACUAUCCGAGCCUUCAGCUCCUGACCUUGGAACGUCAGUCUUCUCCUGGAAGAUCAGGUAUGACCAUGAUCGAAACGUGCUGACCGUGCCUCACGGUCUCAUGGCGACCAUGGUGGAGAGUGACGUGGAAGAGCCUGUGCUGGUGGUCCCUGUUUCGGCGCCCAUUAUGCGUCUCCUGCUGCCACAGCCGGAGGGACCGUACUCCUGGAAGGACGCUCACGACCAGCACCUUGCCUACGUUACGGAGUGUUUCCGGUCGGUGCACAACGCCACCUUGGACGUCGACGGCAACGCGACUCUCCUCAAGGAGCUCAUCUACGAGUCCGCGCUUCUCGGCCCGCUGUUCGACGUCUACCGCAAGACCAUCUUCGAGAACUUCGACGGGGAGGUCUACAUGCACGAUCGCUACGACAACUGGCAGCUCUUCUACGUCAUCUGGACCAUGACGCACUGCGGUGACCCGCGGAGCGCCGACUUGGUGAACGCGGUGCUGAGGAACUCCGUGCGUUUCACGCGGAGUUUCGACUGCGGACUCAAGGACGCCAUGUAUCAGAGAAGGAAGUGCAACUUCUGGGUUUACUGGUGACCAAUAAGACACGGUGCCGCUUGUUAUGUGUACUGUGUCCCUUUAAUGUGAGCCCUUUCUUAGACGUUUUAUCCAGUCUCGCUUCCCGUUUACUUUGUGUAGUCUUAAAGUUUUGUUUCAUAAUAUAAAAACAAUGUCCCGGUGCAUGACCCUGCAAACUUGAAUUGGCUGUGCAAUAUUAUCAGCUAACUUUACUGUUUAAAGUAAAUGUGCUGUUAUUAUUGAUCUUAUAAUAUAUGCUAUUGAUUGCCUUAGUAUAACUCAGGCUCUUAACUAUGCCUACCGGAUUUAAUCGGACCUAGGCCGGCAUUGAUUCUACGCCGUCCUCCACGAUUCGGAAGGUCAGAAAAUAAAAACACAAGCUGCUAUCGAAUGGAAUCUGACCAUAAUGAAUUGCUAACGACAGCGGCCACAGAAAGCAAAAACACGUUUCACCAAUGUCCAAUACCAGCACCCACGCACUUGCCCCAGCUCGCUGCAGGCAACACUGUACCGACACCACUCGUCGAUGCCAUUACGUGAGCCUCUCCGUCCACUGCGCAGGGGCGCUGGGUGGCUGAACGACGCGUGGAGGUAAGGUAACGUGAAACGGCAGCACGAGGUAAAUAAAGCAAGUCGCCAGCACCCGAAGUGGUGGCAACGUAGGUAUUAAAGUCGAAGCGAGAUUGCGUCUCGGCGCGAAACACGAGG
Dermacentor andersoni is the source of this 2373-nucleotide messenger RNA. RefSeq lists its product as uncharacterized. Gene Ontology annotation, biological process: proteolysis. Gene Ontology annotation, molecular function: metalloendopeptidase activity. The record is from RefSeq and is a predicted model, not a curated record. NCBI's taxonomy places the organism in Eukaryota, Metazoa, Arthropoda, Arachnida, Ixodida, Ixodidae.